Messenger RNA from Polistes canadensis, 438 nucleotides. Its product is annotated as histone H4. The record is from RefSeq and is a predicted model, not a curated record. Gene Ontology annotation, biological process: nucleosome assembly. Gene Ontology annotation, cellular component: nucleosome. Bases 62 to 373 code for a protein of 103 amino acids. NCBI's taxonomy places the organism in Eukaryota, Metazoa, Arthropoda, Insecta, Hymenoptera, Vespidae. The transcript has a single exon. Gene Ontology annotation, molecular function: DNA binding; structural constituent of chromatin; protein heterodimerization activity.
GUAUGAACCAAGCUUCGAAGAGAUACUGUUAAAAAUAUAGUAAAACUUCUCGAAUUAUAAAAUGACUGGUCGUGGUAAAGGUGGAAAAGGAUUGGGAAAGGGAGGUGCCAAGCGUCACAGAAAGGUUCUUCGUGAUAACAUCCAAGGUAUCACCAAACCGGCAAUCCGUCGUCUUGCUCGCCGAGGCGGUGUCAAACGUAUUUCUGGAUUGAUUUAUGAAGAAACUCGUGGCGUCUUGAAGGUUUUUCUGGAAAACGUUAUUCGUGACGCAGUAACGUAUACCGAACACGCUAAGAGGAAAACCGUAACUGCCAUGGACGUCGUUUAUGCUCUGAAACGCCAAGGGCGUACUCUUUAUGGGUUUGGAGGUUAAAUGUUGCGGUAGAUGCAAGUCAUUGCCAUUUUAUGACAAUGUUAAAACGGCCCUUCUCAGGGCCA